Jaculus jaculus (lesser Egyptian jerboa) is the source of this 2304-nucleotide messenger RNA. RefSeq names its product insulin like growth factor binding protein like 1 (gene Igfbpl1). The record is from RefSeq and is a predicted model, not a curated record. Gene Ontology annotation, cellular component: extracellular region. Gene Ontology annotation, biological process: regulation of cell growth; regulation of signal transduction. The transcript has 5 exons. Bases 1 to 822 code for a protein of 273 amino acids. Gene Ontology annotation, molecular function: insulin-like growth factor binding. NCBI's taxonomy places the organism in Eukaryota, Metazoa, Chordata, Mammalia, Rodentia, Dipodidae.
AUGCCGCGCUGGCCUCCGCUCUUCCCGCUGCUGCUCCUGCUGCAGCCGCUGGUCCCCGGCCUCGGGCUCCGGGGCGCGGGCGGACGGCACCCCGAGUGCGCUCCGUGCCGGCCCGAGCGCUGCCCCGCGCCCGUGCGCUGCCCAGCGCCCUGGAUCUCCGCGCGCGACGAGUGCGGCUGCUGCGCGCGCUGCCUGGGCGCCGAGGGCGCGAGCUGCGGGGGUCCGGCUGGCCAGCGCUGCGGCCCGGGCCUGGUGUGCGCCAGCCGGGCCGCGGGGGCGGCGCCCGAGGGCACCGGGCAGUGCGUUUGCGCGCAGCGCGGCAUCGUCUGCGGCUCCGACGGCCGCUCCUAUCCCAGCGUGUGCGCGCUCCGUCUGCGCGCCCGGCACGCGCCCCGCGCGCACCCCGGACACCUGCAUAAGGUGCACGAGGGGUCCUGCGAGUUCGCUCCCGUGAUCGUCAGGCCCCCCUGGGAUAUUCGCAAUGUCACUGGGGCACAAGUGUAUCUGUCGUGUGAAGUGAGAGCUAUGCCCACCCCAGUCAUCACAUGGAAAAAGGUCACACGCUCUCCUGAGGGCAUCCAGGGAUUGGAGGAGUUGCCUGGAGACCAUGUCAAUAUAGCUGUCCAGGUGCGAGGAGGUCCUGCCGACCAUGAGGCCACAGCCUGGAUUUUGAUCAACCCCUUGAGAAAGGAAGACGAGGGAGUCUAUCAGUGCCACGCAGCCAAUGCCGUCGGAGAGGCCCAGGCACGUAGCACGGUGACAGUCCUAGACCUGAGCAGAUACAAAAGUGUUCGUCCCCCGCUGCAGCUUAGCCGCCUGUGAUGAGCAUGGGUCUUAGAGACAUUGGUACCAGGAUGAUGGAGAAGUCAAGGCAUGGAUCAUUCUGCUUCGUGGAGACUUGGAAAAAACUGUGUUUGUAGCUGACUCCCUUUUGUAUGGUUUUUUUAAAAAAUGGAAUGCAAACUAGAUUCAUAUGCAGAUGUAGUUUUUAGCAGGGCAAACCUUGGGAAACAAACAUGCAUGUAUCUUUUUUAUAUCUUUGGAAUGAAUAGCUCUCUGAUGAUUCUUUUUUUUUUUUUUUUUUUAACUAUUCCCUUCCAGGGAAGGUCCAGUAAUGUAUGUUUGUAAUUCUAAAGGGCUCAACAUAAGACCUGUGCCAACUGUGACUCUUUUACCUCAUGUGUCUGUAACUGAUCAGCACGUGCUCUGUGACUUAGCGUGUGUUAUAGAAGGAGGGGGUGGGGGCGGCUCUCCUUUCCUGGAUGACUGGGACAGGAACCUUCCCCAUCUGUGAUUAUGACAUUGAGACUGGGCAUUGCCAGUGUCUGGUAUAGCCCUGCUGUCCUGGAGUUGGAUUGUUCUGUGGAAGUGUGGUCCUAGCAUUUACUUUUAAGUGCUGUUCCCUCAAAACCCAAGUUACCACUUCAUACCAGGGUGUAGAGAUCUAGGGUAGCCAUUACGCUCCCACCUUUUGCCAUUUUAGCCCUGGAUGGGUUACUUUACCAGACGCAGAGGCCCUGUGGCUGGGCAUUUAGAGAUCAUGAUGUCCACUUGCUAGCCCAGCAUUCUGUCAGCACAUGGGCAGUGGACACCUGGCUUAUGGAUGUCAUACUGGGUAAAGGGGACAAGGCCAGGUUCCAUCUGUAGAUAACAGAUGUAGGUAAAGCUGUCUGCUUGCCAGCCCGGCAUUCUCUCAGCAUGUGGCCAGUGGUGACCUGGCUUCUGGAUGUUACAAUGGAGAAAGGAGACAAGGUGAGGCUUCAUCUGUAGAUAACAGAAUCACGGUAUAGUAGAGUGCAUAGAGCAUUUUCCCCACAUCCCUCUUAAUGGGAAAAAGGAAGGAGAAUAUUUACUGUCUGGCCUGAAAACUAGAUCUCUUGGUCAUUUCAAUUUCUUACCAUCAGAACGAGGAUCCCUCACUGUGGCCUGCCCUUAAAGUGCAUGAAGCACUUUCCUAUCCUUGAGCCUAACCCAAGGGCUGGAGGGAGGGCAAGGUGAAGGCAGAGCAGGAAUCUGUCCUUCCUGUUCGGCUCAGGGUGGAGGCUCCAUGUGAGAUAUAGAUGCUUCUGAGCACGGUAGGAUUAGUGUAACCUCCCUGGCUCACUUUUCCCACAGAGCUGCUUCUCGGGGUGACCUUGAAAACCAGGGACAGGAAGAUGCUGCCAGUCCCACAGUCUUCAGGUUCUUUUUAUUUUCAAUUUUAUAUAUUUUUAAUUUUUUGUUUUAUUUUUAUUUAUUUAUUUAUUUAAGAGAGACAAACAAAGAAGGAGAGAGAGACAGAAUGGGUGCACCAGGGCCACCAGC